ACUUUGCACCUUCCACGCACACACACUCACACAGACACACAAGCGCGCGCACACACACACACACACACACACACACACACACACACACACACACACACACACACACACACACACACUGACACACCUUCUAGAAAGGCCUCCACCACUGACAUCUCUGAUGGGUGGGAGGGGGACUGAUUGCAUAAGACUCUUAAACUUCUGACCUGAAACUGUGACACUUUCUGACACUUCUAACAUUUCACCAUUUGCUUUUCUGAAGUUCGUCCUCAGUGCAGGUCAACAGGUAAGCUUCUGACUUUUUCACUCAACAUUUACUUUCUUCUUUUUUUACAUUAUUAUUAUCAUUAUUAUUAUUAUUAUUAUUAUUAUUAUUAUUAUUAUUAUUAUUAUUAUCAUUAUUAUUAUUAUUAUUAUUGUUGUUGUUGUUGUUGUUGUUAUCAUUAUUAUUAUUAUUAUUAUUAUUAUUAUUAUUAUUGUUGUUGUUGUUGUUGUUGUUGUUGUUGUUGUUGCUAUUAUUAUUAUUUUUAAUAUUAUAAAUGUUGUUGUUGUUGUUGCUAUUAUUAUCAAGAGGUAGUCAUACUGUUGUUUUAGGAGUAAUAUGAGCACCAUAAACGGAGUAUUACUAGAGGAACUGUAGCACUAAUUAUUAAGAUACAAUUAAGCUGUAUAAUUCAUUAGUAUAAUGUUUUUUAUAGGUAGCUGUGUAAUUAUUAUACACACUGCUAUCCAAUAUUUAAAAUGUCUAUCAUCAUGUGUUUUGACUAUCUUUAUAAAUUCAUCAAAAAUAUUUACAAGUGAGUGAUUUAUAAAGCUACAAUAAAACAAUUUAUUCUUGAACAGUUUUUCGUCAGAGGAAAGAAACAGGAGAUGUGUUCGCCCUAGCCUGAGUUCAGCUGAAAGAUAUGAUUUCUGACUUGUGAACAGAACUUUGACUUUGUUUCUGUCAUCAACAAAAGAUGUUUAGGUUAGAAAAACAAUGUUUAUAUUUUCAUGUCUGAAGGCACAGUCUGAUGUAAAGAUGCCGGUGCAUCUUACCACAAGAGAAAGCCACAAUCCCAAGAAUUCCCUUAUCUGCUGACCGCAGGAGAUAAUGAUACAGAUGGUCCCUCUGAGUUAACUUAACUACUCACAGCGCUGAUGAUUGGCAAAUAUAAACCCAUAUCAUUCAUUGAAUCAUUGUCAUUUGAUAAACUAUCAACUGAAUAUUCCUUUCAUUUACAUGUUUACUGUGGGUUAACAUGGACCUAAUCAUUUAUAAUCAAAGGCAGUAUGCAUCCUGGUUGGGUUUUACAGAAGGUUGGAUCGGUGCUGUAGUACUCAGCCACAGCUGAUGACACCCGUCAGUACGACUCUUGAGCAUCUGCAGGGGGGAGAUAAGCAGCAGCAACCUGCUGCACCCAGAGGCACCCACUACUCCCUGAGGCUGCACUGAGCUAAUCCACACACAUAAAGCAUGUUUAUCUGUGAACAGACAUGCAAUUUCUGUUUCAUGAAGCUUCAACUUCCAACCAUCACUGAGAUAUCUACAUUUCACAUUAUGGUCACGUGGCUUGAUGAGAGGGAGUUACCUCUUAUAAAAACCUUCUUAUAAAACCAUGAUACUUGAUGAGUUACCUUUUUUCAUUUCCUGAUAUUAAUAAAGUUUUUCUUCUGAAGGAUGAGCUAUAAAACACUUGUUGAGGCAGAUUUGAAUAAUGUGUAAUUUUAAUAAAUAUCCUUUUUUACUAUUUAAACUCAGACUCAGAACAUCUACACAACAAUGGCAGCCUUCCUCCAUCACUGCCCUUUUCUCAAGUCAGUCCCUAAGCCAGCUUUGAGAAGAACAGGAGCCGCCUUGCUGUCUAUGGCCGAUCAAUGUCCAAUCAUCACCCGCCAGAUCAGUGUAAGCGGCCCAGGUUCUCUGGAGGCCAAGGUGGGCAUCUCACCCACCAAAACAAAGAACCACCAGCUUCCCAUAGAGGACCAGAGGCGUCUGUUUGCUCAGACAGCUGCGCAGGUGGCUGUGUCAGUUUCAAAGGAUUGUCCUUUUGUCAGCUCUCAGCUGGGGAUGGUCAAAGCUAGCCCUGAAGUACAGGAGGACGUCAGAGAUGGUGAGGAGUUCAUAACGCUGUAGAAACACUUUAGUUAUAGAAAGACAGAAGAAGAACUUGCUGAAUUUAAAAUAAAAAGUCCUUGAUUUGAAUUCUCACAGUCCUGCACUCCUCUUCAACAGGUUCAACAGGUUUGAUGAGCUCUCUGCUGAGGGGUUUAAAGGAACCAAUCAUCCCGAUGUCAUCCCAAACCAACACUGUCACCCAUCUCUUAAAAGACAGCAUGAGUAAGUCUUACAUCUGAAUCCACCUCAAAACAAAUAUGCCCUUUUUUCAUUGAGUCUUGUGAUGCAUGUGUUUUAACUGAAUGUCUGUCUUACAGCUGGCCCAAGCUAUGACUAUGACAGCUUCUUCAUGGAGAAGAUUGCAGAGAAGAAGGAGGACCACACAUACAGAGUCUUCAAGACCGUAAACAGAAGUGCGGAAGUCUUCCCUUUCGCUGAUGAUUACUCUGUUUUUGGGCGAGAAAGCUCUCAGGUGUCUGUCUGGUGUAGUAAUGACUACCUUGGGAUGAGUCGGCACCCUCGGGUCCUUGAAGCGAUCAGGUAAAAUGAAAGAAGGAGAGCGUUUGUUGGAAGAACCUGUAAAAUGUCUAAUAAUGAAUUUCUGCAUUUUUAAGUGGUGUUAACUUUUAAGUGUAGGCUUAAUGUGUAGGCCUGAUCAUUUAUUUUAAAAGAGGUUGUAUUGAAGAAACUCUGACAGUCCUUUUUAUUUUAUUUUAUUUCUUCUCAAACAUAAACUACCCUUUCAAUGAAUGGUUUGCAUGAGACAAAUGGUUUCUCAUUUUGUUCUGGAUGAUCUCAGAGAUGCUCUGGACAGACACGGAGCAGGAGCGGGGGGUACCAGGAACAUAUCAGGCACCAGUAACUUUCACGUGUGCCUGGAGAAGGAGCUGGCUCAGCUGCACCAGAAGGAUGCAGCUCUGGUCUUCUCCUCCUGCUUUGUUGCAAAUGACUCCACUCUCUUCACUUUGGCCAAAAUGCUUCCAGGUAAAUAUUGACAUCUGAACUUCUUAACCACAGGACCUCUGAUAGAUUGGGGAAAUUAUGUUUAUUUCAAAAGGGCACAGCAAGCAGCAGCAAUAACACAUUUAUUAAUAUCAGGCCUUUAUUUCAGACAAGAUACAUUUCAUCUUCAUUAUUUUGUGAAAAAUGUGAUCUGGGGUGACUGUGUUCGUGGGAAGUCAUCCUCACUGGUUUCAAUGUGUGUUUAAUGUGGCGUGCAGGUUGCGAGAUUUACUCUGAUGCAGGGAACCAUGCAUCAAUGAUUCAGGGCAUCAGGAACAGCGGAGCCAAGCGCUUCAUCUUUCGCCACAACGACAGCCGGCACCUGGAGGAGCUGCUGCAACGCUCUGACCCAAAGACGCCCAAAAUAGUUGCCUUUGAGACUGUGCAUUCAAUGGACGGCAAGUACCAUAAAACUUUAAAUUUUAACAAUAAAUGUUCUUAAUGUGUAGAAUAAUCUUUGUUUAGAAAACGUUUUUGAUUUGAUUUUAAAUCCCACUAAAACCAAGAUUAAUAAGCAAACCAAACUGGCAUGUGUAAAGAUAGGAAAACAUCCACAGAAAAAAAUGAAGAAAAAUGUGUUUUCUUUUUGGACUUGAUGAAUGGAAUCCACCACUAUCUUUUGCGAAGCUGGUAUUUAACAGCUUAUAAAGAGAGAGCCGGGUUGAAACUAUUUAUAGCUCUAUGAUCUGCACUUACUCAGUCUCUUUUAUAUGUCAUCCAUCACUGUCCUGCAUGGGAGGAAAUAGUUCUCCUCCCUCAGCUCUAUUUCUUUGUGGGAUAUUACACUGUUGACAGCUCCAUAAAGCACAAACUGAAGUAGACUGAAUGGAUGAGUGUGACUGUUUCUUGAAGGAGGAGGUGGGAGGACUUUAUAAAACACCAACAGAAUGUUGUUUUAGUAUAAAUGUUUUAUAAUCAGUCAGAGAAGACGAUUUUAGUAUUUGCAAACAGUGUCCAUAACUCACUGCAUAUAUUUGCAUCAUAAAGUGUAUAUGCAGAUCACAGUGCAGACGUGCAGCACAGCUUUCCUUCUGUUCACUCAAAAUGCACAGUUGUAAUUAAACUGUCUUUUUCUGUCGGGCUUCUAGGAGGCAUCUGUCCCCUGGAGGAGCUGUGUGAUGUAGCUCACCGUUAUGGAGCUCUGACGUUUGUUGAUGAAGUUCACGCUGUGGGUCUCUAUGGAGCACAUGGAGCUGGAGUGGGAGAGAGGGACAAUGUUAUGCACAAGAUUGACAUUGUCUCUGGGACAUUAGGUGGGUAGUGUAAGGUGGAAACACUCUUCUUUUGAAAAAUGUUCAACUCAGUGAUUCAACUUUUUUUUUAUUUCUUCUUAUUUAUAAAAAGUAUGAUGAAAUAUUCUAACUACUAAAGAUACAGAAACCACUCUAAAGCUGAUUACUUGCACAUAAUUCUCUUAUCAAGUCCUCUGUUUACUCCAACAUGAAGGGGCAUGUCAAACGGUCACAGAUUAAUUGCCUUUUUCCAAGAAGAGCUCACAUCAACAGGGACGUUAACGGACAUUUUCAUCCUGCAAAAACACCAGCAAUACAUCUGAUCAAGCUAGAUACAUCUUCGAUACCUCUCUGCUUGAAAACAAAUAUCACCCGUUUACAGGGAUGUGAACUGACAGUCAGAUUGCCAAUAGCUCUCGCUUGUAGGUUAAAUAAGGACAAGGGAGUAGUGAGCUUUAAUUACAGGAAACUGAACUUUUAUCAGCUAGGUAGCAGCUCUACCCCUGUCAAUGUUCGCCCUGAUAAAACUAUAACCAGAGCGUCUAUGAUGCGUGUAGUUGUGUGACUGCUAGGAAGCUAGGAAUCCCUCUCAGGCACAUCAAAAGUGAGUAACAAGAACAAACAGACAAAAAAUAACUCAAAUGAGAAAACAAUGAGAAAUGAGAAAAUUAAUAAAUCAACAUUUCCAAAUAUCCUCCAAGUCUUUGAGUGUAUGGUUUUAGGCUCCUUUUUAAAGACUUAUUCAAUACCAGCCUUGAAUAGUGCAAUUUAACGUUGAAUUUUUCAGACACUUGAAUGCCAUAGCAUGUUAUGGAUCACUAAUAAGGAGUGUUGAGUGAAAGAAAAGUGAUUAGUAUGUAAAAUGAAGUAUCCUGUGAAACUUUACCAGUUACCAAAGUAAAACAUUUUUUUGUUGUAGCUAUUGAAUAGAUGAUAUAACUGCAUUAUUAUAACAUAGUAAAAUGUGUAAUAUAAAUCAGCAUUACAAAGAAGUUAUAAACAUUACGCUGUCUGCCUGUUUAAUUUAUUAAAAAAAAAAACAUUUCAUAUAAACACAUAUGUUUUUAAUGUUCAAUAUUUAUCCUUUGGAUUACCAUGUGACAGAAAAAUCGAGCUGUGUAGAGCUCUUAAAUGUUCAUGUAAGUGUUAAGAAAUGGAAAAAGUAGAGUAAGUUGAGUUACUGAAGUUAACUGUGUUACAUUCUGCUUUGACUCAGUGCACAACCCAUCCCUGAUGAUUUUUUCUCCCCUCACCUCACAUGCCCUCUGUAAUCUUUUGCUGUUCCAGGAAAGGCCUUCGGCUGUGUUGGAGGUUACAUUGCCAGCAGCGCCGCCCUUGUGGACAUAGUGCGCUCUUUUGCAGCCGGCUUCAUCUUCACCACUGCCCUGCCCCCAAUGGUUUUAGCGGGUGCCCUGGAGUCUGUGCGGGUCCUGAAGAGUCAAGAGGGUCAGGGUCUUCGCAGAGCCCACCAGAGGAAUGUUAAACACAUGAGGCAACUGCUUAUGGAUAAAGGUCUGCCUGUGGUCAACUGUCCCAGCCACAUCAUACCCAUACAGGUAUGAUGCUCUGUCAGUGCUGCUGUCAGAUGAUUAACAUACUUGUGUUUUCAAUGCAUGCAAGUCUUUGGUUGGCCUUCAUACUGUCUGUUUAAAGUCUUUUUAAAUAGGACCUUGAGUGCAUCAUAUUUACCUUCUAUAUUGUUGAUACAACUCUCGCAGCUAUUACAACAUAGUUUAGUAUGCUCACAUAAAGAAAUGAUAAAGUAUGAUAGUAUGGUGAGAUACAGUAUGAUAAUACAUAAAAAAACACUUACGACCUUGACGUUUUUCCAUGUUAAUGUCACAAAAACUUGGAAACCUUAGGUCUUCUUUUAAUAAAUCAACAUCCAAAGCAGAGGAAGUGAAAUCAGGAGUGCCCCAUAGUUGUUUUGCUUUUGCUGUUUAACUCUGAUCCAUUUACAGUUUCUGAAGACGCAAAAUCACAGAGUAAUCUAACUCACAGUAAAAUGGUGCAAAACUGAGUCAUGGAUAUUUUGCACUCUGAAGUUAGAUGUUGUAAUCUUGAACUUCUUUCAGUGCAUAACAUUAUUAUAACUCAUCCAAAAAUAAUCACACUGACACACUAAUGGGUCCAAAAAAACAAGAGAUACUCAAUGAUUGCCUUGAUUCAUUUUUAGGUGGGCAAUGCCGAGCUGAACACAAAGGUGUGUGACACCCUUCUGGAGAGACACAACAUCUAUGUCCAGGCCAUCAACUACCCCACAGUGCCUCGUGGAGAGGAGCUGCUGCGUUUGGCUCCAUCUCCUCAUCACAACCCUGCCAUGAUGGAGUACUUUGUUGGUGCGUGCAGUUAUUUUGAUAUAAAAGAGUUUAGAAUUCUUUUGGUACUGUCUAAUCAAUUUAAAUUGGAACGAUGGUGGGUACAAGUGAUUUAUGCUUGUCAGUAGAUAUGUAAUCAUAGAGAAGUCCCUUGGCAUCCACUCGUCACAAUACACUGCAAUGCUGUAAAAAUCACUGCACUCUCCUGAGACAUUUGAAAUGUUGUCCCUCUGCAGCUAAACUAAGAAGUACAUGAUACAGAAAUAAAUACAGCUGUUCAUUUUUAUAACUGAGUAUGUUUGAUUCACAGAGAAACUGGUGGAGGUGUGGCAGGAAGCAGGGCUCUUGCUCAACAGCCCAGCAACAGCCUCCUGCAACUUCUGCGACCGCCCACUGCACUUUGACCUCAUGAGUGAGUGGGAAAAAUCCUACUUUGGGAACAUGGAACCACAAUAUAUAACUGUGUCUGCAUAAGGACCAUCUUUACAGAAGUUUACUACUGAUUUAAUCAUAUUUCUACACCCUGUCAAUUCAUAAAGCCUGUCCUUAGGUGGGCUAAGAAGAGUGUUAAGUUUUAAUUAAGUUUGAGCAUUAUCAAAUGCCAGUAUUAGGGACUAAAUUCAGUGUUUAACUCUGUUUUCCUGUAUUUAUGCUUACUAGUUAGUGGUUGUUGUCUCUGGUAUGCUGAUAAAAAGUUGUGCCUAAAUCAUUUCAAGAGCAUAAAAACCUGCACAUUGGGCACUUUCUCAUAUCUCCUAUCAUGGUGUGGUUGUUUCAAUAAACAAUUGAAAUUCAUUUUGUGUGAUGUCCUUUGUGUUACAUGAUUAUUAUGACCAGGUAUGUCCACAGCCCAGCUUGGGAGCCAAUCACAGCCCCAGAAUUCAUCUUCCAAUGUUGUAUUUCUGGCCCCAUUUUGUUUUUCUUUGAUUCUGAAUUCUAUGUGUAGAUUUGCAUCAUCGCUAAAACUAUUGAUCCCCCUUUUUGACCAUCAGUCAACUUUCUAACAUUUAAUACAUGAAAGGUAUCUUCAAAUAUUUGUGGAAUAAACUCAUGUGCAGUGUUUAUGAGCAAAACAUAGAUUUGUUGUUACUUCCUGUAUAGUAGUGAUUUUAGAGGUACCAGCUGUAUUGCUGCACAACAGCAAGAAUACAGAUCAUACAUAAGAUACUUAUAUUAAGAUAAAGCUCUGGGAAUUCUGCAGGACUAAUGUUGAGCAAAAACACAACAACUCUAAACAUUGAGGUUUUCAAAUAAAUGUAUUGAUCAUUAUGUGAAAAUUAGCUUGACAAAAGCUGAGAGUUAAAAACACAAAAUAGGACAUUAGACGUAAUCAGAAUUAUGAAAUAUUGUAGGAAAGGCAAAGACAAUGCUGCGUAAAUGUAAAGAAUGCAACAAAUAUUUGGUUCAACAAAUGUUAUGAACUGAUAAAAAUUGUCUUAAAACCAACAUAAAAGAGAACUGUGACAAAAUGAAAA
Molecule: messenger RNA, 8122 nt
Organism: Xyrichtys novacula (pearly razorfish)
Lineage: Eukaryota; Metazoa; Chordata; Actinopteri; Labriformes; Labridae
Source: the annotation of a GenBank genome assembly